Cheilinus undulatus (humphead wrasse) is the source of this 3845-nucleotide messenger RNA. Its product is annotated as ankyrin repeat domain-containing protein SOWAHA. Bases 165 to 1256 code for a protein of 363 amino acids. The record is from RefSeq and is a predicted model, not a curated record. Gene Ontology annotation, molecular function: protein binding. The transcript is spliced from 14 exons. Lineage: Eukaryota; Metazoa; Chordata; Actinopteri; Labriformes; Labridae.
GGCGCAGCAGUGGUCAGUUCGUCUGCUCUGGGUGGAGUGAAGUUUAGACAUGUACUAUAACAAAUUAGCUAAGAGGACUGCAUUAUGGCUGAGUGAAAAAUACUCAGAGGAUUAGAAAACGUCUUUAGAAAAACACUCAGGUCGGUACAAAGACGUUAGCAGAGAUGAGUGACGUGACUGAAGACGCGCUGCUGGAUUAUUUCUACUCCACCGGAGGCAAUACAGGCAGAGUGAAAAAUGCAGAUAUACUGAAGACAUUUAAGCCCUUUAUUGGCCACAGUGACUUGCAGUUACGUGCUAAAUACAGAGAGGAAUUCAAGCUCAUCAUCGACCGAAUUGCUGUGGUGAAGUCAGAGAAUAGUGAGAAGUAUCUUGUCCUGAAGAAGAAAUACAGACAGAUGCUGCAAGACCGCAAUGUGGACAAACAGAGACAUUCCAGCCCGGCCAGGACUCCCGCCAUGGCGUCGUGGGACUCGACAGACACCUCAGCAUCUCUUCCUCACUUGAAGGAACAACAGGAUGAGCCGAUGGCAUGUGGAGAGUCUGACACGGCUGCCGAGGAUCAGCAGACACCUGUCAUCCAAAUCCAAGAACCCUCGGAGCAAAACAACGAGGACGAUGAGAUGGACAAAGAGUCAGGCUCAAAGUCUGAGUCGGAGCAAGACGAGGAGAGUACGGGCAGUAUGGGCUCUGCUUCUGUUGCUCUGGAUCCCAUAGAGAAGGAGUGGAUCUACUCUGCCGCUGGUGCUCGGGUCCCUGACCUCUCUCAGCUGCUCACACAGGACCCCACGCUGGCAAAUAAGAAGGACUUCACUUCGUUUACAGCUCUGCACUGGGCCGCUAAACACGGCAGUGAGGACAUGGCUACUCUGGUGGCUAACGCUGGUGCUGACGUCAACACCAAAUCACAUGGGGGAUACACACCUUUACAUAUUGCAGCAUUACACGGUCAUCAGCAUAUCCUAGACCUGCUCAUAGGAACAUAUGGUGCUAAAGAAAACUUAAGGGACUACAGCGGCCACCUUGCCUGCCAUUACUUAAAAACUAAAGAACAAGAAGCUCCAGAGGAAGACAGCGAGCUGCAAUUUCAAGUCACUCAGGCGAGAGAGCGAAACAGGAACAGGAAGUUGGUGUCAUUGUUUCACUCUAAGAAGAAAUGGGGUUCAGCUGAGGAUCUGGCUCCUAUCGAGGAGGAGCGGACGGCGUCUCAUCAGCUCGUCCUUCCUGCUUUCAGACCCAGGAAAUUCUCCCGCUGAGGAAAAACUGGGAUGAUAUCAGACCCUACUCUCAGACAGCCACCAAACCCUCACAGCCACAAAUAUAUGUACACACAUGAUGUAAACCUACAUGUAUAGAAAUGUAAAUACAUGUACAUAUAUUAUCUAAACACGAUCACACAUUUGCCCAUGCACCUGAACAGCUCAAACAAGUAUUGAACACAGAUGCUUUAACUUUGGAUGAAUCUCUGCAGAAGAUGCUGUGCUUUAUUAUGUUUUACUGAUAUUUAUACAGUAGUUACCGUAAAAGUAUUUCAUUAAGCCUAUAAAUAUAAAUGAAUGUUGCUAACUUACUUAUGCCUUAAAGUUUCAAAAUAAGCUCAGGCUACAUGAAGUUUAGACUGUCAAAUAUGAGCGACUCAGGCCUACAGCAGUGUUGAUCUGAUUUAGUUCCAUUUUUGUUAUCACUUAAGAGUUAAAGUAGGAAAAUAGUCACAUUCUGGUUUGGUGUUACUCUAAAUAUACAACAAGAAGGGUCAAAAUUGUGUUUUAAGUUCAGUUUUGUAAAACAGCUGGAGUUAUAGUGAGGGAUUGAGUCAGAAUAACUACAGUUCUCAUGUUCUCAUGUUCCUAAUGAACAAAUGUCAUCCUGUGAAACAGCUUGGCUUGCUGAUGCGCUUUUAAUAGUUUUUUUGGACAACAAGAGAUUUUUUUUCUUCCCUUUUUUGGUCAAAAAUAGUCAGCAAUAUCAGAUUUACCACCACUUUAUAGGCAGAUAGAUUUACUGUUGGUUUUGGUCAUAUUUAUUGCCAGAGAAAAAAAAGUUAAUUCAACAUCUGUCAAAGGUUAGUCAAAGGUUCAUGUUGCACGUUUUUAUUUUAGGCCCCAUAAUGAUAAAAAAAUAUCUUAAACUGCUACACAUUUCAACAUUGCACAAGGCUGUUCGACAGUCUUUCUAUAAAGCCAUUAAAGAUAGAUCUGUAUCAGUGUGGCAAUGCAAUCAAUCUGUGAGUCAAGUUAAAUUGGUAUUUGGUAAAGUUAUUGUCAACACAUUGCAACCAUUGCAAUGUUUUUCCUCACCAAGAUUAUUUCCUUAAAUUUGUACCAUCAUUGUGGAGGAUAGGAAGUGGAUCGAGUUGGAAACAGGGAGAGGACGACAGAGAAAGUAAAGUGCGGGGGCACGAUGGUGCAUUUCAACAAUUGGUUCUGGCUCGACUCAGCUCAGCUCAAUUUUAUUUUCGUACCAGGCAGCAUUCAAGUUUCUUUUAGGUUCAGUCUGAGUUAAUAGCUUGCUCUUUCAUGUAAAUGUGGCAAAAACAAGUGUGAAGAGUGGUUGCUAUCUGAAAUUGGCCUGUUUGGUUUCUGAGCUGGUCUUUGGUUGGAUGUUGCAUUUGUAACGUGAUAAUACUCUGGCCAAUCAAUGGUUAGCAGUGGCUUGAUAUCACAUUUCAGUAUCCACUCACCUUGAAGGGAAAAACACCUGAUGCUGUACCAAAAAAAGUACCAGGUAUUAGAUACUAGAGUCAAGCCCUGCAGAGUUGGUAGAACAUAGCUGAAAUCAGGGGUUGGCUGAUAUUAAUUGUCAGGGUGAAUACUGAUUCCCAUUAAAAAGUUAUGAGACCGAUAAGUGAUAUUUGGAACAGAUAUGUAUUUACAAUAAAAAUGAGCAAAACGUGUCAGUAAUUAUAAUGUUACAUUGACGUGUUAUAGGGUGUAUACCUGCAAUAAGAAAAAUCUAGACUAUUUCAUCACUGAUUACUAAAGGUGAUUAGGGCUAUUACUGGUGUGGCUUGCCAAUCAGAUCGUGUUGUGGGCGGGACAUUAGGAAGACUCCAGAGAGAGUAGACAGAUCCAGAUUGGAAGACUUAACCAACAGGAGAGCUGAAGUAACAUACUUUUGAAUUAAUUCACUUUAUCAGUGAACAGUAAAAUAAAAUGUGAAUACAGAUAAUCAGCUAAAAGCUAAAUACUGGUCUCAAAAUAGGCAAGGCUGAUAACAGCUUGAGCCCUAGUUUAAAUGCACCAAAACACAGUCCGUCUGCUUUUUAAAGAACAGCCUCUGCACAUGUGGUUGAUGAUGAGACAUGCAUGACAUUAUCAGCAUCAUCUCAUAUUAAUAUUGGCAGAUAUUAGUUUAAAAGUCAAUUAUCAGUAUGGAUAAAUCUGCAAAUUAAAGAUCAGUGAUUUCUUUAAUUGUUCUGUUUCAAGUAAGAUUUAGUGUCCUUAAAGUAUAUUUUCAAGCUUUACUCAAGGAAGCCACUUUUGAAAAGGCAAAUAAGGAAUUUGUGCACAGAUUUUUUAAUGUGACCUCUGCAGCUCUGUUUAUGGUGCAGAUUUCUUUAAAUUUGUCCUCUUCAGUGUUGAUUUAGCUCUUAAUUGUGUAUUGAAGUGCCAUGUUAACUUUUGCAAAACAAAUUUGCACUAUUACAUGUUGAAUAAGCAUCUUCUCAGUUAUCUGCCCAAUGGUUCAAUUGCAAUGCUUUUUGCAUGGCUUCAGACAUGUUUAAUUUUUAACGGUUUGUUUUCUAAUUCAGUGCUUUUGUAAAAGUGAUUUUUUUAAGUUGAUUUCAAUCUUCCUCUGUUACAUUUUUGCACAAUAUUUAUACAGUAUAAUGAUAUUUUGGUAUU